This is a messenger RNA of Sciurus carolinensis (gray squirrel), 2347 nucleotides long. RefSeq names its product podoplanin (gene Pdpn). Gene Ontology annotation, molecular function: protein-folding chaperone binding; chemokine binding; signaling receptor binding. Gene Ontology annotation, cellular component: basolateral plasma membrane; lamellipodium; apical plasma membrane. The record is from RefSeq and is a predicted model, not a curated record. NCBI's taxonomy places the organism in Eukaryota, Metazoa, Chordata, Mammalia, Rodentia, Sciuridae. The coding region runs from base 194 to 682 and encodes 162 amino acids. Gene Ontology annotation, biological process: regulation of myofibroblast contraction; positive regulation of epithelial to mesenchymal transition; positive regulation of platelet aggregation. The transcript has 6 exons.
GCUCCCCGCCCUCGUCGGGAGGAUAAAUGCUGACUCGGCGCCCGAGUGGCAGCGGCCAAGUUUGCGCUGCGAGCGCCGCGGCCGGGAGCUCGGGCACCCCCUGCGCUCCUCCCGCGGGGCCUGAGGCUGCUCCGCUCUGCCCGAGCCCUGCGCCGAGACUGCAGCCGCCACCGCGAGAAGCCACCCCGGCACGAUGUGGAAGGCGCCCGUGCUGCUCCUGGUGUUGGGGAGCGCGGCGCUCUGGGGCGCGGCGCCGGGAGCCAUCACAGUCCAGCUGGAAGAUGACCUUGUGACCCCAGAUGCAAGAGAUGGCUCGGCCACCCCGGCUAUAGAAGACAGCAUUGUGACCACAGGUACCACUGAAGAGUCCUAUGCCUCUGCCGGCCCUACAGCUCUGGUGCCAACAAGUGCAGAGGGUAGAACGGAGGUUCGCAUUGAGGAUCUGCCCACCCCAGAUGGCUCAGUCCAUACCCACAAAGAAAGCCACAGCACCGCAGCCCCCGACAUGGCAACUAGCCGCUCCGUAGAGAAAGCAGGUGAAGAGACGCAAACAACAGUUGAGAAAGAUGGCUUGGCCACGGUGACCCUGGUUGGAAUCAUAGUCGGGGUCUUACUGGCCAUUGGCUUCAUUGGCUGGAUCAUCUUUGUGGUUGUGCGGAAAAUGUCGGGAGGGUACUCGUAAGCCCUAACGCGCUGAGAGAUCCUGCCAUUCUGUCAACAUGUUGAAGAAGAGCUUCUGACGCCCCUCAUGCCCAUUCCCCCAGCUUCCGGGAGAAGAUGACCCAUGGAAUGCUCACCCACCCUGGUCAAAGUCCAUGGCGACCCCUCCACUUGCCAAAAGGAAGCACAAGCAAGAUCAUCCACAAGACUUGGCUCCCCUGAGCUUGAACCUAUUGAAACACAUUUUUAAAUAUAAAUUUUAUACAAGGUAAUUUACAGGACAAAAUGCACAGAAAGGAAGCACAACUACGAGACCCGAUCUGUAACCGAGACGGCAUCCUUCCGUGGGCGUUGGAGAUGUCCGGUUGUUCUCUGUUCUGUAAAAGUGCAGAGGAAUCUGGAAUGUUUAUGUCCUUGGAUCCAGUGCUCGCCAGUAAGUGGCACGGGAAUUUAGCCACUGGCAUCUGUUGACGUGCACACAUUCCAGGCUAGUUUGGCCUGUUCUUUACGAAUAAUCAGGCAGGGAGCCUAAACUUGGGUAAGACGUGAUAAAGCAGCUGCCUUUAGAAGGUUCAGAUAAACAUUUCAAAGCCAUCCCUGUAGAUCAUAAGCAGGAAGUCUACUUGGGAAAGGGACUGUGAUUCUCACUAGCUCCCCGAGCAUCUUCCAGGCCAUCGAGGAUGAUGCCAAGGUUGGGUCCCACCUGGCCCCUCCGCUUGAGUCCCAGUCAAGGGCCACGUUCUCUCUUCCCUGUGACGCAAAUCCUCUGGAUCAGCUGCUUUGUUGUGAGCACAGAGAUCUCGGCUCCAGAGGUGGAGGAAGCAGCUGGAUGCCCCAGGAAGCUAGAGGCUCCACCAUUCUAGAAAACAAGAACCUAGCUUGAUCCCCGAGCAGAAGGAAGCCCUGCGUGUACCUCUGACGUGGAAAGUAACACCCACCGGGUUUUUUUUAACCCUUUUUUCUCUCCAAGGAAAGUUGGGGAAAGCAAAACAUAAUCUUGUACAAUACUAAUUUUUUAUUAAAAAAAAAGCAGCUGAAUUUAAAGGUCUGAUUUAAAAAUAAAAGCAAUUCCGUUUUUGUGACAUACCACAUCUUUCAACAGGGUCAUACUAAAGGGCUCGAAAUAAAGGAGCACCUUCAUGCUCACUACUUCUCUCCCCGCAAACACACAAAUUCUUUUUCCUACCCAAGAGGUUUUUCUACUGACCAGAUGCUCUUUCAUGUUUGGGGUUGUGCAAUCCCAUGUCCUAUAAGCGCAGAAGAGUUCAUAAAACAGGAAAAAGUAAACGCUCUGUCGGAAGCACAGCCUGUUCCACCCAGUCUUUGCAGUCCCGUGUGGAUGUUAUUUUAAACAGCGCAUCCGCGCACUGUCCAAGUCCAGCUGGCCCACUGGGUUCUGCACUUGAACUUGAGCUGACUGAGGGAAGCAGUUAGGAGGAGCCAGCGUAGUUAAAUAGCUUUCCGUUUCAGCAUUCAGACUCUUGAACAGGCGUUAGGAGUAAUGCCGACUUCUCUCCUCUCUCUUCUUUCUCCCCGUGCCUCCCUCACUGUGAAAAAUAACAGUCCUUCCCAAGUCACACACUGGACCCCAUGCCUGCUGGGACAGGGCUCUGGGUUUCUUAGUCACACCUGUGUUGGUGUUCAAUGCAGUGUAGACACAUCUUCAAAUAAAAUGGAUGAUUGUGUA